This is a messenger RNA of Nothoprocta perdicaria, 2324 nucleotides long. RefSeq names its product dynein light chain Tctex-type 3 (gene DYNLT3). Lineage: Eukaryota; Metazoa; Chordata; Aves; Tinamiformes; Tinamidae. The transcript has 5 exons. Gene Ontology annotation, molecular function: dynein intermediate chain binding. Gene Ontology annotation, cellular component: cytoplasmic dynein complex; kinetochore; cytoplasm. The coding region runs from base 28 to 378 and encodes 116 amino acids. Gene Ontology annotation, biological process: microtubule-based movement. The record is from RefSeq and is a predicted model, not a curated record.
GCCGCCGGAAGAGCCGCCGCCGCUGCUAUGGAGGAGUUUCACCCGCACAACGACGAGAUGAUCUUCAAUGCUGAUGAAGCCCACAACAUUGUUAAGGAGUGCAUAGAAGGUGUUCUGGGCAAAGCAGAUUAUAACCACAACAAAGUCAACCAGUGGACAGCAGCUAUUGUAGAACAGUCGCUGACACAUUUGGUGAAACUAGGGAAAACAUACAAGUACAUUGUAACCUGUGCAGUGAUGCAGAGGAGUGGAGCUGGUCUCCACACCGCAAGCUCUUGCUUCUGGGAUACCACAACUGAUGGAACCUGCACAGUGAGAUGGGAAAACCGAACGAUGAACUGCAUCGUCAACGUCUUUGCAGUUGCUAUUAUCCUGUAGCCGCUGGAAGAUGAACAGAAGUAACACCGAAGCCUUUAAAAACAGCACCAGAAAAACAAAACAGCGAAACCCUAUCAUUUACCAAACACACGACUGACUAUUUCAAGCCACUAUUUAUUUUUUUGAAUGAGGAGGUAUAUCAUACACAAAUUCUCUAGAGAGAACAGUCUCAGCCAGCUGUUAUAGAUUAAUUAUCUGAAAGAUAGCAAAUCCCCCAUAUAUUUAUUUAAAUUACAAAAUAUAUUAUAGAUAUAAAAUUUAAAAUUUAUUCAUAUAUGAUGUUAAUGAGAAGAUGCCACACAGAUCAAUAUGACUUAUAUCAAACCUUGUAUCAGGGACACUUUGUUCAAGAGCGACAACAAACUUCUAAUCCAAGGAAAGAUGAAAGGGCAAGCAAGACCUCAGAAUUUUGGGAACAAAUUAUGAACAAAUGAUGAACAAAUUAUGAAUGCAAUUCAGAGUGGGUGUAUUGUUAAUGAUAUCUCUAUUUUGUGUUCGAUUAAACAAACUUAGAUUGCUCUUUGAAUGCUGAUGCUUGUGAAAGACAUAAGUAUCACAUUUCAGUUGAGCAUAAACUCUCAUGUUGAAAUGAAGUACAUUAAGUUUUUCCACCAGAGGCCUAAAAUAACUUCACUACCGUAAAUAUGAAAUACACUUAGCUCUAAAAAAAUUCUGUUUUUUUCUUCAGAAUGAAGAACGUUGUUACUAAUUCAGGGAAGCGUGUUUGGGAUCAGGUGAUAGCAUUUAAUCCAUAAUUUAUAUUUUUAAAGACAUUAUGAAGGUACUUAAAUUUGAUUUUAUUCUAUUAUUAUGGAAUUUGUGACAAGCACUUUAUUGAUUCCUCAUGAAACAAAGUACCCAGUAAUGAGAGGAGUAAGAUGGGGCCCAUACUGCUCUGAGAAGAAAUAAGUUGCUCAGAGAGAAGGCACACUCAUUUCUAGAUGCUCUUGUUACCCUGAAAGCACUUACCGUAAAAUAAUGUACCUACUUCUAUAAAGAGUAUUUCCUCUGUUCUCAAAGUCUAGAAUUGAAUUUUAGUUCUAUGAAAAGUUGUAAGCACUAAGAGUUCCCAUCCUACAAACAUUUAUGCAAGUUCUUGACCUCACUCAUCUGAUUAGUCUCAAAAAUAUUAUACAUAGAAAAAGAAGAUAUUUGCACAUGCAUAAGUAUUUGCUGGAUUGGGGCCUAUGUUUUUGUCAAUUAAUGCACAAAUUACAUGAUAAAGUUCUAUCAAUACCAAAAAUGCCUAAGUGGUUGCUGCCACAAGGUGGCAGCUAUGGGAAGUUGUUUUAUCAAAUGCUGCUUGAGGGUAGAUUUUUUUUCUUGAUUAGUGCGUGUCUUUGGAAGAGACCAGUAACUACCUAACAGCUCCUGUAUGAGGCUGUUUUGCCUUUUAACGAAUAGUAUUAAAGCACUACUACACUGUUCGGUUUCUUUGGGGGCUCUUGGGACAUGUAGCAAGUGUCCUGGGUGAAGAACAAGCUAAAAACCAUUUCAUUGCUCAUAUUGUGCUUAUUGUUACUAUUAAGAGUACAGGAAGACCGUGUGUGCGUAUCAUUCACAACACCGUUCCAAAUCUGCUGCUUUGCGGGCAAAUAGAAUUGAGCUUCUACCUAAGUGCAAGUGAGGUUAAGCCACUGUAGCACUGCCUUUGCCGAACAAGCAGGUGUAGGGUGCAAUGUAUUUGCAUGUUGUACUGACUUUCAGAUGUAUAGUGAUUUAGUAUUAUCUGGCUUAGGAUAGCAGUUUCCAAACUACCUGUCAGUGUUUAAGACCCGAGUUGUGAACCUGAGAAAAAUGCAGUAGUUUCCCGUUUCUUUGAGAUUACACAAGGCAACAAACUUAGGCGGAAUCACAACCAGGAAAGGUUUGGGAACUGCUGAUAUUGUGUAAGAUGUGAGUGAGUAAAAAUGUAGUGAUGACUGUUAUCCUUGUUUAAUAGGCCU